AGACAAACAAGGAUAAGCGCGGGCAGUGCACUGAAUCCAAUGGCGCAUUCGUAGUUUCACCAAUUGCACAGUGGCUUUUCCGCCAUUCCACUCCCGCCUAAUACACAAUUCAUUUCUACUUCUUCUUCUUCUUUUCGCUUAAUCCAACUUCAUCAAUGGCGGUUUAGGGUUUCCAAUUGAUCCCCCAAACCUCAAUUCCCUCUCUUUAAACCCUAAUUUCAACUUUCACCUCCAAGAUUCACUUUCUCUGCUUUCAAAUUUUUACUUUGCUGUCAUGGGCGCACCUGACAAAUCGCAGGAAAACGUUAAUUCUUUGCAGCGUGUCAAGGUCUACCGUCUGAAUGAUGAUGGGAAAUGGGACGACCAGGGCACUGGGCAUGUCACUGUUGAUUAUUUGGAGCGAUCAGAAGAGCUGGGCGUAUUUGUUUAUGAUGAAGAAGACAACGAGACUAUACUUUUGCAUCGCAUAAUUUCUGAUGAUAUUUACCGAAAACAAGAAGAUACAAUUAUUUCAUGGAGAGAUCCAGAAUAUGCCACUGAGAUAGCGCUAAGCUUUCAAGAACCUGGUGGAUGCUCUUACAUAUGGGACCAUAUUUGCAACGUGCAAAGGAAUAUGCAUUUUAAUACUUUAAAUAGUGAGGCAUUUCACAGUGUAAACAGUGAGUUGAGUGAGUUGCCUGCAGUUGAAUUAUCAACGCUUCCAUUGAUUCUUAAGACUGUGGUCGAGAGUGGCAUUACGGAUCAGUUGCGACUUACAGAACUUAUAUUAACUGAUCAAGAGUUUUUUCCGAAGCUCGUUGAAGUAUUCAGAGUUUGUGAGGAUUUGGAAAAUAUGGAUGGCCUUCACAUGGUUUUCAAAAUAAUGAAAGGGAUCAUUUUGCUCAAUAGCACACAGAUUUUUGAGCGAAUGUUUAGUGAUGAGUUUAUAAUGGACAUAAUUGGUGCUCUUGAAUAUAAUCCAGAGGUUCCUCAUGCUCAACAUCAUCGUGAGUUCUUAAAGGAGAAUGUUGUUUUUAAGGAGGCCAUACCUAUCAAAAAUUCAACUGUGUUAUCAAAGAUACAUCAAACAUAUAAAAUUGGUUUUUUGAAGGAUGUUGUUUUGACUAGAGUAUUAGACGAGGCAACUGCUGCAAAUCUCAACUCUAUGAUACAUGCAAACAAUGCCACUGUUGUUUCUUUAUUGAAAGAUGACAAUGCAUUUAUCCGGGAGUUCUUUGCUAGGUUUAAAUCUCCAACUACCUCUCCUGAAUCAAAGAAAAAUAUGAUCAACUUCUUGCAUGAGUUUUGUGGUUUAAGCAAGAGCUUACCGAUGGUACAGCAGCUUCGACUUUUUAGAGAUAUGGUAAAUGAGGGCAUCUUUGACACUGUCACCGAUGUCUUGCAAAGUGAAGACAAGAAGCUUGUGCUUACUGGAACAGAUAUUCUCAUUCUCUUCUUGAACCAGGAUCCUAAUCUUCUUCGAUCCUAUGUGGUUCGACAGGAAGGAGUCACACUUCUUGGACUGUUGGUUAGAGGAAUGGUAACAGAUUUUGGGGACGACAUGCAUUGCCAGUUUCUUGAGAUUCUUCGCAUUCUUUUAGACUCAUCUACAUUGUCUGGGGCACAGAGGGACACUACUAUUGAUAUUUUCUACGAGAAGCAUUUGUGUCAACUGGUCAAAGUGAUAACAGCUUCAUGUCCUCCAGAAAAUGUUGCUAAUGGGAGCAACAAAUUUGUAGACCCUGACAAAGGAGACCAAAAUCACAGUGGGACAAAGCCAGAGAUUCUAUUGAACAUAUGUGAACUACUAUGCUUCUGUGUUCUACACCACCCAUACCGAAUAAAGUGCAGUUUUCUGCUGAGUAAUGUGAUUGAUAAAAUUUUGUUACUGACACAAAGAAGAGAAAAGUAUCUGGUUGUUGGUGCUAUUCGGUUUGUUCGUACCAUUCUCUCUCGUCAUGAUGAGCACCUGAUAAAUCAUUUUGUCAGAAACAACCUUCUCAAACCACUUGUAGACGUCUUCGUUGCUAAUGGCAGUCGCUACAAUCUGCUCAAUUCUGCUGUUCUUGAACUUUUUGAGUUUAUUCGCAAGGAGAAUAUGAAAUUAUUGAUAACAUAUAUAGUUGAUUCUUUCUGGGACCAGCUAGUGAAAUUUGAGAAUUUGGUUUCCAUUCAUUCACUGAAAGUAAAAUACGAGCAGUGUUUGGAUAAUGAUGGGACAAAAGGUACUGUUACGAAUGAUCUUCGAAGACGAAUUGAGGAGCGUGCUUUAGAAAAAGAAGAGGAAGACUACUUUAAUGAGGACAGUGAUGAUGAGGAUUCAACCUCUACGUCUAUUUCACAUCAUCAGAAAGGGCAGCAGCAGAAGCCGCUGCAUGUGCUAUCCAAUGGAGCUGCGGCGAGCCAUUCAAAUUUAAGUCCGAGGUCUGGUGGACUGGUUGACUAUGAUGAUGAUGAGGAUGAUGAAGAUUACAAGCCACCACCAAGGAAGCAGCCAGAAGCUUCUGAAGAGGAUGAAGGGGCAUUGGAGUUGCUCGGAACGAAACGAAAGUUGCCUUUGAAGGAUAAGAUGACGGAUGUUGUACAUAAGCAGAAGAUGUCUAAAAGUUUAAAAUCAAAAGACACAGUUUUUUCUGCCUUGUGUUCAACUUUGAGCCAGGCUGUAUUACCUGGUAAGAAGACUGCUAUGAACGAUCAUACUGGUGAUCAGACAAUUGACGGGAGGAUGAGCUCAACUGAAGACAAUCAAGAAAAAGAGAUAAAAGUUUCUAGGAGCUGCUCUGAAAAUAGUAACACAACAGCUGAAGAGAAUCAUGUAGAGAAAGAAACUGAUACACCUAGGAACUUCUCUGAUGGAUCGAAUGGCACUACAGAUAAUGGACAGUUGGGUGGCGAGGAACAUUCACUGGUUUCACCCAAAUCCUCGCCAGAGAUGGCCGUAAAAGGUUCUUAAAACUUUAUAAACAUAUAGAGAAAAGCAGAUUGUGAUAUUUAUCCCAAGAAUUUGCUGGUGGCAAGGUGGUUGCUGUGCCCUGUGAAACAAGAAAUUCCUUCUACAAGGGUUUAGGUUCUGAUAUGCACAUGUGAAGGACAUUGCAGAUGAUAUACAGUGCCAAUGGGAGGCGGCAAGAUAUUAUAGAGCAACUUGGCUCUGAUCCCAUGUUUGGUUGGCUGUUUCAAGCUUUGAACAUAGUAAUAGUUGCUUUUCUGUAACAUUCAUCACCAGCAAUAAAUUAUCGUUUUGUUUCCUUGUCACCAUUUUUUAUCUCUUUCAGCUCAUUUUUCAUAGUUGCUGUUAGAGAAUUCUGAUUUGGGGGGUUGAUCCUGUUGUCAUUUUGUAGUUUUUAUAAGUUAUAAUAACACCUUGAUAGAGGGCGCCAAUAUCUGCCCUACAUAGGUUUUAUUUAUCUGUCCCCCCCUCUGUAAGUGAUAUAGGAAUAUGUGCAGUGCCAGUGGGAUUGUAUUAACAAAUUUUCAGAUGUAAUACGUAGAAAGUAUCAUCUUGUAUAUCCCUAUUAAAUUAUGAAUGCACUGAACUUAACUCCCUUUUCGCGUCA
Messenger RNA from Medicago truncatula (barrel medic), 3536 nucleotides. Its product is annotated as serine/threonine-protein phosphatase 4 regulatory subunit 3. The transcript has 24 exons. Lineage: Eukaryota; Viridiplantae; Streptophyta; Magnoliopsida; Fabales; Fabaceae. Gene Ontology annotation, cellular component: protein phosphatase 4 complex; nucleoplasm. Gene Ontology annotation, biological process: protein dephosphorylation. The record is from RefSeq and is a predicted model, not a curated record. The coding region runs from base 275 to 2932 and encodes 885 amino acids. Gene Ontology annotation, molecular function: protein phosphatase activator activity.